Molecule: messenger RNA, 1310 nt
Organism: Cucurbitaria berberidis CBS 394.84
Lineage: Eukaryota; Fungi; Ascomycota; Dothideomycetes; Pleosporales; Cucurbitariaceae
Exons: 3
Coding region: 81-992 (303 amino acids)
Source: RefSeq, a predicted model, not a curated record
UCGCCCGUAGCCGUGUUGUGAUGGAAGUACACAACGGCUAGCCCAUCCAUGCGCGGAAAUCUCCGCAUCAAUCCUAGUCCAUGUCAACUUCUGUCAAAUCAUCGAAUCAUUCCACCUCCAGCUCCGCAACCCUCGUAGGGCCACCACCACCACCUCCUCCCGCUCCUCCUCUCCCCACACACUCUCCGCCCAAAAUGUCAAAGUCACCGAAAGAUUCAACGCGCUUCACAGCAACUGGAGUAUGGGCGCACACACGGCCGGGCGCCCGAGCCACAACGCUGCAAUUCGCAGACCCAGCACCGAAAAACGAAACUCCUCAGCAGAAAGUCAAGAGAUUGCGGGAUGCGGCGAACAGGGCGAAGAUGGCACAGGUUACGAGGUGGGAUUAUAUGUACCUGUAUGGGAGGAUGGCUGCGGAUGCGGCGCAUAGGUUCACAGUCUACGGAUUGAUAUUUGCGACGGGCUGUGUUGGUGUCCUCGCUGUUUUCUCAAUAGGCGAUAUGAUCGUCUACAAUCGUCGGAAACGCGCCAUCUACUUUGCCGAAGAAGAACGGGCACAAGCCAAUAUUCUUGCUCUAGCCCGCUCCUCAGUCGCACAAGGAACCGCAACGCCAGCGCAGGCCGCUCUCGUCAUCGGUAUAGCUGAGGAGCAAGAAGCCAUGGAGAAGAAGAAGGCGGAGCGGAAGCUACCGUCAAGGCUGUUGUGGUGGAUGCACGGCGAUUGGAAGGAGGACAAGGAAAUCGAGGAGCAAAGACGAUUGGCGGUUGAGGAAGUCAAGAGACAGGAGUUACAGGGAGGGCAAGGGCUGGGUGUUUCGGCGGCAGUACAGGAAGCGAGGGCGAACAGCACACCUACGUUCACAUCGACAUCAACAUCGACACCAGUCGCCGGAGGUCCGCUUGAUAACGCUGCGCAAAAAGUCGCCCAGAAGGCAGAAGACACAGGCAAAGGUUGGUUUGGAUGGUUGUCGGGCGGAUCCAAGAAAGAGUAAGAGAGGGCCCUCCACAGAACAGAAGGCUCGUUGGCCUUCAUGUACAAUACAUUGUCCAGCUUGUACAUUGCUGUUCCACUUAUCUGUAUGCAUCACGGAGUUUUACGGCCUAUCUAGAAGGGAGUCGAUGAUUCCUGGGUAUCUAAACUUCGUGUUCAUAAUUGGGUAUCCAAUCAGCAUCUUGAAUUCUAAUGAAUAGCUCUCCUCGUUCUCUUUCCCCCUAUGCCACUUAUCUGUCCCCUUGCCCCGAGACCGGGAUGUACGUCCGCCGCUCUCUAACUUUCUCUCUCCAUCCCUCAACCCAUGGCCUAACCCCCG